AUGGUUGGUGGACGUGGUCGUGGUUGUCGAGGACAGGUUCCGAUUGAGGAAGUCCCGUACUGUGAUCUGGAGCGGAUUUUUGAAUAUAAGGUGAUUCCAGAUCGUGUCAAAGUGAAACUGGUCGCCAUCAAACUCAAAGGUAGGGCAUCUGCAUGGUGGGAACAGUUGAAGCGUUCACGGGAGCGACAGGGGAAAUCCAAAAUUACUAACUGGGAGAAGAUGAAGAAGAAGAUGAAAGGGCACUUCCUCCCUUUCGGCUAUACUCAAACCUUGUUUCAGAGACUUCAUUCACUAAGGCAAGGCGCAAGAUCGGUCAAUGAUUAUACUGAAGAAUUCUAUCAGUUGGUGGCUCGAAAUGAUUUAUCUGAGACGGAGGAGCAGAUGGUAGCACGCCUUCAUUCAUUGUGGACAGUUUCUAAGGCAUAUCAGCGAGCACUUGCAGUAGAGAAACAACAAAGUAGGAGGCCAGUGGUCAGAGGUGAAGGAAGUCAGCCAGUUCGCCCUCAAGAAUCUCGUCCUGCUUAUCAGCCACAGCGGGAUAGUUCCAACUCAAGUAUUAAGUGCUUUAGGUGUGGUGAACAGGGGCAUAGGGCGACUGAUUGCAGGAAGCCUGCUGGUCAGAAGAAUAAAAAUCUUCUGAUUGAGGAGGAUAUGAUAGAGGAGUUUGAGGAAGUUGGGGAACCCGUGUAUGAUGAGGGUGAAGAUGAGGACGUGAUAUAUGGAGAUGUUGCUGAUAAAGUCUGUAAGCUGAUAAUUGAUAGUGGCAGUUGUGAGAAUGUAGUGUCUGAGGAGGCUAUCGAGAAACUGCAGUUGAAGAUGGAUCGUCAUCCUAAACCAUACAAGUUGUUUUGGCUGAAUAAAGGCAGUGAGCAUCAAAGGGAAGAGAAUUGUUUUGGUGCCUCACAGGGAAAGACUGCUCCGGUAGUUAAAAACCCCAAUCUACUUUCUAUGUCCAGGUUCUUGGUUGAGGUUGGGUGUGAAAAAAUAGUUUAUGCUUUAAUGCCUCAUGAAAAUAGUACAGCGAAUGUGGAUUCAAAAUUUCCAGCAGAAGUACAGCAACUACUGAUGGAGUUUUCUGACUUGAUGCCGGAGGAUCUUCCUCCAGGACUACCACCUAUGAGGGACAUUCAACAUCAGAUCGACCUCAUUCCGGGGUCGAGUCUACCAAACCGACCAGCAUAUCGCCUCAGUCCCAAGGAAGCUGAAGAGUUGCAGCGACAUGUGGUAGAAUUAUUGGAAAGGGGCUACAUUCGUGAGAGUAUGAGUCAUUGUGCAGUUCCUGCUCUCCUAGUGCCGAAGAAAGAUGGGUCAUGGCGUAUGUGUGUUGACAGCUGGGCAAUUAACAGGAUUACAGUGAAGUACAGGUUUCCAAUUCCCCGUCUGGACGACAUGUUGGAUCAAUUGUCCGGUUCUAAGGUCUUCUCAAAAAUUGACCUUAAAAGUGGAUACUACCAGAUCAGAAUCAGACCUGGAGAUGAGUGGAAGAUCGCGUUCAAGACACAGCAUGGGUUGUACAAGCGGAUGGUCAUGCCCUUUGGACUAUCCAACGCCCCCAGCACUUUUAUGAGGUUUAUGCAUCAGGUUUUACGGCCUUUCAUGGGGAAGAGUUUCCGUGGAUUGGCAUCCUUCUAUCGUCGAUUCAUCAGAAACUUUAGUACCUUGAUUGCUCCUAUCACAGAGUGCCUUAAAGGGCGUGAUUUUCAAUGGACUGAGGAGGCAGAGGCUAGUUUUCAGUUGAUUAAGCAGAAGAUAACGGAGGCCCCAGUCUUGGCACUUCCGAAUUUUGAAAAGGUGUUCGAGGUAAAUUGUGAUGCGUCUGGAGUUGGCAUUGGUGGUGUUCUGAGUCAGGAGGGACGUCCAGUAGCCUUUUUUAGUGAGAAGCUAUCGGGAUCGAAGAAAAAUUAUUCCACUUAUGACCUGGAGUUCUAUGCUAUAGUUCAGACUCUGAAGCAUUGGCGUCAUUACCUGGUACAAAGGGAGUUCAUCCUUGUCACUGAUCAUGAGGCUUUGAAGUACAUCAAUGGUCAACACAAGCUGAGUAGGCGACAUGCAAAGUGGGCGAGGUACUUGCAGGAGUUUACUUUCACACUCAGGCAUCAAGCAGGGAGUUUGAAUCGAGUAGCAGAUGCAUUGAGCUGUCGCACAUUACUCCUCACCAUCAUGAGCACCAAGAUUGUCAGAUUUGAGGCAUUUCCUGAUAUGUAUGCUGCGGAUCCUUCAUUUGGGAAGAUAAUUCGGGGGGUAACUGAUAAUCACCGACAUGAUUUUGUUUUACAUAAUGGUUACCUGUUUCGUGGAUUGCAGUUAUGCAUUCCGGAUUGUUCACUAAGGCAGCAGAUUAUUAGUGAACUUCAUAACAAAGCACAUUUUGGGCGAGACAAGACAUUGACAUUGAUCUCUUCUGAUUAUUACUGGCCCAAGUUGAGCAGUGAUGUAGCGCAUUAUGUGGAGCGGUGUUAUGUAUGUCAGCAGUCUAACGGGGCUCUUACUAAUGCUGGAUAG
Olea europaea var. sylvestris is the source of this 2502-nucleotide messenger RNA. RefSeq lists its product as uncharacterized. The transcript is spliced from 6 exons. The record is from RefSeq and is a predicted model, not a curated record. Lineage: Eukaryota; Viridiplantae; Streptophyta; Magnoliopsida; Lamiales; Oleaceae. Gene Ontology annotation, molecular function: nucleic acid binding; zinc ion binding. The coding region runs from base 1 to 2502 and encodes 833 amino acids.